CCGGAGGGGAGAGACGCAGUACAGCCGAGUGGAGGUGGAGUCUGAAGGUGGGGAGGGAGAAGAAAGGGGAGAGGAGGAAAACGGGGAAAGGCAGAUACAACAGAAACGGGGGGAGGACGGUGGAUGAUUUACGCUUCAAAAGUUGUAUUGCACCAGAUUGGACAGUUGCGGCGAAGAGGAAUAAAACAAGAUGAUAAUGCCCUACUUCCUAGAGAAUUUCUGGGGGGAAAAAAAUAAUGGCUUCGACGUGCUCUACCAUAACAUGAAGCAUGGCCAAAUAUCUUCCAAGGAGCUUACAGACUUCAUCAGAGAAAGGAGUACUAUUGAAGAGGCCUAUGCCAGGUCAAUGACCAAACUUGCCAAGUCAGCUGGCAACUUUUCUCAGCUUGGGACAUUUGCUCCAGUAUGGGAUGUGUUCAAGAGCUCAACAGAGAAGCUGGCCAGCUGUCACAUGGAGCUAGUGAGGAAACUACAGGAACUUAUAAAAGAGGUUCAGAAGUAUGUGGAAGAGCAGGCCAAAGCACACAAAAAGACAAAAGAAGAGGUGGCGUCCACGCUGGAGGCCGUCCAGAACAUCCAGACCAUAUCUCAGGCUCUGCAGAAGUCCAAGGAGAUCUACAAUGCCAAAACUGUGGAGCAGGAGCGCCUCCGCAAAGAGGGGGCCACCCAGAGAGAUGUGGACAAGGCUGGAGUGAAAGCCAAAAAAGCCACAGAGACCUACAAGUCAUAUGUGGAGAAAUAUGCCACAGCUAAGUCAGAAUUUGAACAGAAGAUGGCAGAAACUGCACAGAAAUUCCAAGACAUUGAAGAAAGCCACAUUCUCCACAUGAAGGAGAUCAUUCAGUCGUACUCGCAGUCUGUUGACGAGACUCACAUUCAGAUAGGAGAGCUCCACAACGAAUUUGUGAGAAACAUUGAAAACACCUCGGUGGAGAGCUUAAUACAGAAACUGGCCGAGAGCAAAGGAACGGGCAAGGAGAGGCCAGGACCCAUUGAGUUUGAGGAGUGCAAUACAGCUAUUGCUACUGAAGGUGCUAAACCCAGAAAGCGAAAACCAUUCGGCAUCCCAGGUCGCAGGAAAGACAAGGACACAGACUCCACGGAGUCUACAGAAGUUGAAGCUGCUAACACUGCCAAUGGCGCUCCCCCUGGAUACUAUGGGGCCAUAGACAUUCAGAAUGCUAACGUUCCCCAAGUUGAUGCAGAGGGCUUCUGCAUCAGACCAGAAGUAAAUGAAAACGAUGCCAAAGAGAAUUCCUUCUACUCGUCCAGUGACUCGGAGGAUGAAGACGAACCCAGGAAGUUCCACGUAGAGAUCAAGCCGGUUCAACCAAACAACGGCACGCACCAGAACCGAGCCACCAUUGAUGAGCUUAAAGCCUCCAUCGGAAACAUCAUCCUGUCGCCCUCAACCUCGGGACAGAUGCGGAGGAACCAGUCCAGGAUCUCAGGAGUACCUACAUUAAGCUCUAAGGCUCAGGGUCCUGGUGAUGAGCUGGCAAAACCCAGAGUGCCAACAUCGUAUGAGCUGACCAACAACGACCUUCUGUCUCUGGACCCAUUCAGCCCGACUCUACCAGCAGGCUCCUCCUCCUCUGUGUCCUCAUCAACAGACCUUGCCUCUGUUUUCCUUUCAAUCCCUCCAUCUCCAUCUUUUCUGAUGAAUGACUCAGACGUCUUUCUGCCAGAGGCAUCAGCUGAGACGGUGCAGCAGCGGGAGCGUUCUCCUCCAUUAGCAGAGAGCCAACAGUCCAAAGAUGUCUCCUCUUUCUCUUCAUCCACAUCCUCUCCCUGGGACUCACCAGAAAACACUUUCCAAGAGCUCAAACCCGUACCAGCGCGGGCCCAGAGCGCCCCCAUCACCCUGCCGACUGACCCCAUCAAAAGCCCGCUUGCUGCCAGCCCUCCAAAGAGCGUUGAUGCUGUCUCCUCCGUGUCCUGGUCCCAGAGCCAGUGGAUCGCUUUCAGUGAUAAUUUUGCCCCACCUCGUCGUCAGGGCUCGGGGUUGAGCGUGAAGGAGCUCCAGAGGCCUCAGUCCAGCUCCGGCAGGUCAAGUCGCUUCUUCUCUGAUGACUCUGCUGACGCCUACUGCAAAGCACCAGGCAGCCGAGCCGACGGCAUCUCCUGUUUCUCCGAUGUCUUUACUGGGAUUACAGAUAGGGUGAUGACUGCAGCUCCAUCAAGCAAAAUAUUCAAUGUGCCAGUACCGAACCGACCAACGACUCCGCUGACAGCCGGAGCCCUGGUGCCCCCACCACGACCCUCCUCCAGACCCAAACUCCCCACUGGAAAACUCACAGGAAUCAAUGAGAUUGUACGGCCGUUCAGCCCGCCCAAAACGUCCAACGCCAGUCCUCCUCCUACUGCACCGCUCGCCCGAGCAGAGAGUUCCUCCUCCUUGUCCUCGAAUGCCUCACUCAGUGCAGGCAACACCCCCACUGUUGGAUCUGAGCACACCUUUGCUCACCCCCUCUCCUCCCCAGAGCCAGAGCUGCUCUCCCUUUCUCCUUUCUUUCUACUAAGCCAAAAGGAUGAUGUGUUUAUAGCGAAGCUGCCUACCUUUGAGAAGCGGUGUGAAACACCAGCAGGGACGUCUCGCGGUCCCAGCCCUGUGACCCUGGCAUCCCAAGAUGCUUUGCCCAUUGCCGUGGCCUUCACAGAGUCGGUUAAUGCUUACUUCAAAGGAGCUGAUCCCACUAAGUGCAUUGUGAAGAUCACGGGUGACAUGACUCUGUCGUUCCCCUCGGGCAUCAUCAAGGUGUUCACCACCAACCCCUCCCCGGCCGUCCUCACCUUCAAACUGAAGAACACCAGCAGGUUGGAGCAGAUCCUACCCAACCAGCAGCUGUUAUACAGUGAUCCUUCCCAAAGUGACUCGAAUUCCAAGGACUUCUGGUUUAACAUGCAAGCACUGACGUCCUACCUCAGAAAAGUCUCAGAUCAGAAUCCUUCAGCUUCCUACUAUAACGUGGACAUCUUAAAAUACCAGGUGCUGUCUGAUGGGAUCCAUUCCACUCCUCUAAACCUGGCAGUAUACUGGAAGUGUACAUCGGGAACAACGGACCUGAGGGUGGACUACCGCUACAACCCAGAUUCCAUGGCCUCUCCUGGGCCGCUCACCAACAUACAGAUCUUAGUGCCUGUUGAUGGAGGAGUCACCAACAUGCAGUCUCUGCCCAACUCCAUAUGGAAUUCAGAGCAGAACAAGUGUUUGUGGAAGCUGAGUGACAUCUCAGAAAAAUCUGAAAAUGAAGGUGCCGGAUCUCUGAGGGCCAAGUUUGAACUGUCAAAUGGCCCAUCAAACCCCUCUACUCUGGCAGUGCAGUUCAUGAGUGAGGGGAGCACCCUGUCCGGAGUGGACAUGGAGCUACAGGGGAGUGGAUACAGACUUUCUCUCAGCAAGAAGAGAUUUGCCACAGGACGUUAUAUGGCAGAUUGCUGAGGUGUUCCACCACUCUGGUCCCCAAGAGGAGAAAAAAAAAAUUCACACAAAACUUGGCAACUCUGCAAGGCCUCCUGAACCUCUGGAUCCAUCUGAGCACCGUGGUGCUUUUUCCCAGGAGGCGAGAAUCUCACUACAAUAAAACAGCACUGAGUAUUGAACACUGUUUAAAAAAAAUAAAAGAAAACUAAGAUGAGCUUUCAGGAACUGUGUAGAUAUGAAGUCUAAUAUUGCUUUCUGAUCAAUUCACUUUUGUAUAGUCAGAAACAAUUUAUGGAUUAGAUAUAAAUCUAUAUUGUAUUUGAAAUCAUAAAAAAAGAAAAAAAAAAAGUGCACUAACAAUCUUUCAGAUGCUCUUUUUCCUCUUACGUUCAUUUUUCGAGAGCCUAAAAGAAAUAUAAAACAAAACAACUUCUGUGUGGAAGAGAAGAAAAGGUUUCUCCUUCUGAACUGUAAAUAUUAACACUCAAUAUUCUGCUCGACCAGCUCUGACUUAUCAGUUUUGUUUGAUGAUUACUCUCUUUUCCUCCUCAUGACUUGUCUUUUUUGAUCAUGUGCAAUGAAGCCAUGAAGGUAGAAUCUGUCUUUAACAGUAUGAAUCCUCUCUCACACUCUUGUGGCACAAGCUUGAUCUUAAAAAUAACAUUGAAGUGCUUUCAAACAAAUGCAAAAAAAAAAAAAAAAAAAAAAAUCUGACCUCAGUGCCUCCUCUUAUACUGUGGAUAGAUAGGCAACAAAACUGCGUCAAUGUUUUUACCCAGGUUUGGGUUUCCAGAUUUAAGCUACAUUUCUCUGUGGUUUUUAAAUAAUUAGUGCAGCCUUUUUCCUGUGUAAAUUCCCCUUUCAGUCGCUUGUCUUUUUACAUUUUAAGCCCUUAAUUUUUAUUCUUCAUAAAAAAACAAAUUGCUCAGCAAUCUUGACUGUAAAACAUUGUGUCAAAUGUUAGAUGCUUUAAAAAAAUCAAGGGUCAUUACCCAGAACUCUUUUUUUUUUAAACUGGCAGUGUUUUUUAAUCAUACUUUUGUGCCCUAUUAAUUGAGAAAUGUGCCUGAAUCUAACUUUUCUCUACCUUUUUUGUAUACUACAGCACAGUUAAUGAGAAAAGCACCAACAAUGUGCCAGUUGUGUUUUUUACUCCUUUAUUUGGAUACUGAAGGGAAAUUGUCUCCUCUUUUUACAAGCCAACUGUCUUCCAGAAAUGAAUUAGUCAUGUUUGCCUUCUGUGGUUGAGUUUUAUCUUUAAACUCUCUUUUAUCUUUUUUAUUCUUUUCUGUCCAAUAGUCAUCGGUUGACUUCAACCUGUCAUGCAGUCACUGUGCAGCAGGUGAACAGUAGCACAAUAAGGCCAAAUUAAUGAUUGAAAUGCCUUAUCACAGCUACUCUAGACUGAGUAAUCCAUUGUUGUGUCUGUGGUUAGAUAUUGUGACACAGUAUUGCCGUUGCCCUGUGAUAUAUUACUGACCUGUCCUGCCUCUCACCAAGUGUAUGCUGGGAUAAGCCUCGGCAAAUGUGCGAGAGCAAAUGUAAAGAGCACAAGCGGGUACGGAAAAUGGAUAGGUGGGAAAAUGCCACGUUUCACUCUUGGUGCUUCGUUCUUGACUUUUACCAAUGGAGGGCUGCUGCUGUAGAGGCUGUUGUACUUCUGGAUGAAGUAUUUUAUGUUGUGUAGGACGUGUUGUCAUUAACCACAUCAUCGCCAUGAUCCUUAAAUUGGUUGAUGCGUUGGUAUGUGACGUCUGGAGAUGCAAUAAGUUGCCUGGAAGCUGUGAUUGAAAAUCAAUGAAACCUUUUAGGGCAGGAGUUUCAUACACUGUGCAUCUUGUGGCCAACUGACCUCUCAAAUAAGAUUUUUAGAAACAUCCUUUCACAUCAGGCUUAUGUUUUACCAUAUCCUCAGAUAAAAUGUGGCUCACUGUAGUUCUUAACUGGUUUACAGGGGAUUUAAACUCAUAUCCAUAUUUGAUUCAUUCAUGUCUCACUUAGGAGCUGUUGGAAAUGCAUGAUUCAUUUGAUUUCAGUCAUCAUAUCUGGCCAGGGUGAUUAUAUGUAAUCAUCAAUUUGUAAUGUUUUUAAUGUUUUGUAUGAUUCUUUUAGUAUCUGGUUGAAGACUCAAGCCUUUAAUAAUAAUUUAGAGCCAGGCACUAAUCUUAAAUGGAUGUGAUGGAAAUGGCCAUUUAGGUUCUGUCUGACUUAAAUUUAGUGUUUGAUGCUGAACUUUAAUCAGCCAAAUGUCUGAGGGUAAUUGAAAUGAGUUUACAUAAAAUAAUCCUAAAAUUGUAGCACCAGACAUUUAUACAGCAAAAAAAUCAACAUAUUGCUCCAUGUUCUCUCUUAAUUAAUUAUAUCAGUGGUUUUGCUCAGACAAACCAAAUGCGUCAAGACAAAAAAAAAAGAGUACACAGACUCUGUAAUUAUUUUCAGUAUUAGCAAGCUGGUUCUUGCUGCCCCCACAAAACCUUCAAAAUAAAUUUCCAAGGCUCAUUUUUUGGUCACUUUCACUUUCUUUCUUUAUAUGUUCUAUUAAACAGAGUUUAAAAAGAGCAAAAUUGUGUAAAUCAUAAAUUGUACAUUUUUACCAAUAUCAGCCACUUUUUGUCUCUACUUUAUGAUUUCUCAUUGUGCCUGUAUUAAAUGUGUAAUAUAUGAAUAUAUACAAAUAUAUGAAAAUGACUACUUUAA
Molecule: messenger RNA, 6121 nt
Organism: Lates calcarifer (barramundi perch)
Lineage: Eukaryota; Metazoa; Chordata; Actinopteri; Centropomidae
Gene: fcho2
Product: FCH and mu domain containing endocytic adaptor 2
Exons: 31
Coding region: 191-3442 (1083 amino acids)
Biological process (GO): synaptic vesicle endocytosis; clathrin-dependent endocytosis; clathrin coat assembly
Cellular component (GO): cytoplasm; clathrin-coated pit; clathrin-coated vesicle
Source: RefSeq, a predicted model, not a curated record